AUGUACUUCUCAAGAUCGGUCAUCGUGUCAGCCCUGCUGGGCUUCGCGGCAGCAACAAAGCAUUCGCAGUCGAUUGCAGCAUCGGAAGCACUCCUCGCCUCAUCUACAAGAUCAUCGUCGGGCAGUAUGUCGACAGGGUCGCGACCGUCCAACUCAGCAGCUGGCAUGGUAAACACACACAUCAUCCAAGUCGGUGGCCCCAACGGAUCGCUGGCCUUCUAUCCGAACUCGAUCAAGGCGGCACCAGGAGAUCUUGUGCAGUUUCAAUUCCACCCAAAGAACCACUCCGUCGUCCAAUCUACCUUCGACAACCCUUGCGUCCCUAUCCAGAACAUACAAGCCAACAAGACCGACGCUUUCUUCUCGGGAUUCAUGCCCUCCAAUGCUUCCACCGCCGCAGCAUCGAAGGCUCUGACAUACACGAUUCGUGUCACGGAUACAAAGCCCGUUUGGUUUUACUGUUCGCAGGGAAAGCAUUGCCAGGCUGGUAUGGUUGGUGCCAUUAAUGCGCCGGCAUCCGGUAACCGCACUAUGCAAGCAUUCAUCGGUCUCGCUGCCGCCGCAAAAGAUAACCUAAGCCCCGGUCAGGCAGCUGGUUCCAGCUCAGGCGGAAACACUCCGCCCUCACCCUCAAGCGGUUCGGGCGCCUCUCCUGGCAACGCUGACACCUCGGGUAGUGCUGGUGCAGGUGGUGCAGGCGCAGGUGCAGGUGCAGCGAGCAGCACUGGUGCCAGCCCAGCCCAGCAGACUACCAAUGCUGCUCCGGGUCUCAGCUCGCAGUCGUUCCUUGGCCUCGGUGUAGCUGUUGCUGCUGCAUUCGUCAUGCUGUGA
Messenger RNA from Cucurbitaria berberidis CBS 394.84, 831 nucleotides. Its product is annotated as Cupredoxin. Lineage: Eukaryota; Fungi; Ascomycota; Dothideomycetes; Pleosporales; Cucurbitariaceae. The transcript has 3 exons. The coding region runs from base 1 to 831 and encodes 276 amino acids. Gene Ontology annotation, molecular function: copper ion binding; electron transfer activity. The record is from RefSeq and is a predicted model, not a curated record.